CUCUUCAAACCAUUGCAUCACCCCUUUUUUCUCCAGAUCUCUAGCCUAGUUCUCAUUGAGCUUGCUGUUUUCGUGCAGAGAUUUAUACUAAUGGAUGCUGAAUCAUCAUCUAACGAGUCACAACCAAAGAUGGAAAGCACAAUGGAGUAUCCAUUUGGAGCCGACAUCAAAGUCCUUCGAAUUAAAAGCUCCGCCUUAUGGUCAAUGUCUGGAGGCGGUUGUCAUGGCCACGAUAUGAAUCAAACAGUUAGCAUUGUGAGACGAGGAGAUUUCUCAUUCCAUGUUAUCAUACAAACCCAAAGCAGGAUUACUCUAACCAUUUGUAUGGUGGAUGAUUUGCAAUGGCCAAUAACCAAAGAUACCCCAGUCAUCCGAGUUGGGCUCCGAAGCUUUGCAUUUGCAAUGCCAGGCUUGCUUUAUGGACUCCAGUUUACAGAUGAUGGUUGUCAAAAGGAUUUAGAGGCUUUUGUGAAGCUUCUGGUGAGGUUUGGACAUUAUGAAGACCAUUCACCAGGAAGAGAAGCUACUGCAGGCAUGCAGUACACAUUGCAAGAAGAAGAUGAUGCCAAUUUUUGGGCAACGUCUCAAUACAAGAUAGACAACAUAACUCAACCAUUUCUGACUCAACUCGGUGCGAUAACAGAUUACAAGUCUCAUCUCAUGACUAGUUACUGCAUGGUGAAUUUGGAAACAAGUAAUAGGCAGAGAUCACUCAAAGUAGUGAGAAUGUCAGCAAUCACAAAGAUGAUAAGCAAAGGAAUUCUUGUUGGUGGCAUUCAUCCUAAUGAGCACAUAGAACUCUUUUACAGCCCAAACCAUUUUACUUUUCUAAACACCAACUACAGUGAGGAGGAUACUAACUAUGGUAUUGAUUCACGGGCGUCUCCAACUAUUUUUGCAUUUUCUGACAUCGUUGAAGCCAUAGAAGCGUAUGGAGUUGUUGUCUCGGGGAAAUACCAGUCCAUGCCACCUUAUGAGCCUAAAUGGAACCCAUUGCCAAACAUUACGUUUUGGAAUAUUAGCAAAGCGGGGUUAAUCCGGAUAUUGCAAGUAAUGGUAGCAUCGGCAACUAUGAAUAUCAACCAUGAGGUGACCGGAGACUCCACUGAUCAAGAAAAUAAGCCGAUUAUGAGAGAUAUCAAGAACGAGCACCAUCAGAAUGUUUCCGUUGAACCAAUGAAUGAAGAUUCAAACAUAUUUGCACCAAAAGAAAUCGCAGGAGGAAAUGUAUCUCCUGCUCAUCAUGAGUUCAUGGAAGAAGAGGUAAGACCUCAGGUGGAAGAAAGAGAAGGUUUCCAUAAUGCAGAAGAAAAUGACGAAGUACUUACUGCACCAAUAAGGGAAAUUAAGUUCCCAAUAAUCAACGAUCCCGAUACCAACGGUGCUGUUAGACCCGAAAUGAAUCGAGUCGAGGAAUUAAGAGAAGCUUGUGCUGGGAUGGAGGUUGCUUGAUUGAUGUUUCAAUUCAAAUGCAGUAUGUGUUAUUGCAAUGUGUUGCUUUGAUUAUUAGUUUAGUUUUACUUUCAUGUCUUUAGUUGAAACUAGUGUUAUGCAUGUACCAUGCAGUAUGUUUUUUUUCUGUUUUAGGAUUUCAAUUUUGGAGUAUAUCGAGUAAGGGAUUGGAAUUCUUGAAUCCUUUUACUUCGAUUGUAACGAUAAAUCUCCUUCCGAUGUAUUUAGUCAAGCGCAAACGAUCACUAAUUCAAAAUGACAAUUAAUGGAGAACAUUGGAAAUGAAACAUUCACUCUUGGU
Molecule: messenger RNA, 1753 nt
Organism: Papaver somniferum (opium poppy)
Lineage: Eukaryota; Viridiplantae; Streptophyta; Magnoliopsida; Ranunculales; Papaveraceae
Exons: 3
Coding region: 91-1452 (453 amino acids)
Cellular component (GO): plasma membrane
Source: RefSeq, a predicted model, not a curated record